Rubroshorea leprosula is the source of this 2614-nucleotide messenger RNA. The record is from the annotation of a GenBank genome assembly. Lineage: Eukaryota; Viridiplantae; Streptophyta; Magnoliopsida; Malvales; Dipterocarpaceae.
UUGAAGGACGCUACUCCAAGUAGCCAUGAAGACGACAUGUUGGAAGAACCUGAGAAGGAGGUCUUAAUUCGAGUUCCUUUCCCUCAAGCUCUUAAAACUGGAAAGAUUUCAGACAACCAAGGUACCAACUUAUGCCAAAGUGAUCAAGGUUCUAUGCACCAUGAAAAGGAGACACCAUGUCAAGAAAACUGCAUUCUUGACAGAACAGACACUCAGUCUGAAGUUAAUAGUGAGUCAAAAAUUCCACUUAUUUUAGGAAGGCCAUUUCUUGCUACUGCUAAUGCUCUCAUUAAUUGUACGAAUGGUUUGAUGAAACUUUCAUUUGGGAACAUGACUCUUGAGGAUAAGCAAAAGAAGUUUUGGCAACCACGCUUUAAGGAGUUACCAUGUGAAAGGGAACAACCAAAGCCAUCUUCACUAAAGCCACCAAAAGUCGAGUUAUCCCCACUUCCUAAAGGGUUGAAACAUGCAUUCUUGGGUCCAAGUGAUACAUUUCCUGUUAUAAUAUCUUCUAAACUUAAUGCUGAACAAGAGGAGAAAUUGGUACAUAUAUUAAAAGAACAUAAAUCUGCACUAGGUUGGACUUUAGCUGACAUUAAAGGAAUCAUAUAUCUUAUAUCUGAUAAUAAAUGGGUUAGUCCUACUCAAGUAGUGCCAAAGAAAUCAGGGGUAACAGUAGUUGAAAAUGACGAGGGAGUUCUUGUACCAACUAGGGCAGUAACUAGGUGUGAGGAAAAAGGACUUGUGCUUAAUUGGGAAAAAUGUCAUUUCAUGAUGUCGUCAGGUAUUGUUUUGGGACAUAUUGCGCUUGAAAGAGGAAUAGAGGUUGACAGGGCCAAAAUCAAGUUGAUCUCUAAAUUACCUACACCCAAAAUGGUCAAAGAUGUUCAGUCUUUUCUUGGACAUGCUGGUUUUUAUAGGAGGCUCAUUCAAAAUUUUUCAGCUAUAGCUCAACCUUUGUGUAACCUCCUAGCCAAAGAUGUUGAGUUUAAUUGGACUCCUAAAUGUGAAGAAGCUUUUCAAACCCUUGUCACCAAAUUAACUACCGCAUUGAUCAUACAAUCACUAGAUUGGAGUCUUCCGUUUGAGAUUAUGUGUGAUGCUAGUAACCAUGCUGUAGGAGUAGUUUUAGGCAAAAGAAGGGAAGGGAAGCCCUUUGUUGUAUAUUAUGCUAGUAUAACUCUUAAUAGUGCUCAAAGGAAUUAUUCUACAACUGAAAAAGAGUUACUAGCUAUUGUUUUUGCGUUAGAUCAAUUCUGUUCUUGUCUCAUUGGUUCACCUAUUACUAUAUUUACUAACCAUGCAAUGCUUAACUACCUUCUAUCUAAGAAGGAUGUUAAAGCUCGUUUGAUUAGGUGGAUUUUACCUUUGCAGGAAUUUGAUCUCACAAUUAAAGACAAGAAGGGUGUUGAAAAUGUGGUGGCUGAUCAUUUGUCUCGAUUGGAGUUUAAUGACUCCAAUAUUGAAAGUUCACCAAUUCGAGAUGACUUCCUUAAUGAACAUUUGCUCACUAUUAGCCAAGUUCCAUGGUACACUCACAUUAUUAACUACUUGGUUUGUAAUGAAAUUCCAUUGGAUUGGAGUGCACAAGAUAAGCGUAAGUUCUUGGUUGAGGGUAUUGAUUUCAUGGGACCAUUUCCAUCUUCUUUUGGUUACCUUUAUAUUCUUCUUGCUGUUGAUUAUGUGUCUAAAUGGGCUGAAGCUAUACCUUGUCGUACCAAUGAUAACAAAGUAGUUGUUAAGUUCUUGAACAAAAAUGUGUUAUCUAGAUAUGGUGUUAUUCACAAGGUGUCAACCGCUUACCAUCCACGGACUAAUGGUCAAGCUGAAUUAGCUAAUAAGGAGGUAAAACAAAUUUUAGAGAAAAUGGUAAACCCAAACUGCAAAGAUUGGUCUUUCUGCCUUUUAGAUGCAUUGUGGGCAUAUCACACUCCUUAUAAGACUAUUCUUGGGGUGUCUCCAUAUCGGCUUGUAUAUGGGAAAGCAUGUCAUUUGCUUGUGGAACUUGAACAUAAAGCUUAUUGGGCUACUAAAGCACUUAAUUUUGAUUUGAAUGCUGCACGUACCCAAAGAAAGUUACAAAUAUCAGAGAUAGAAGAAUUGAGGAAUGAUGCAUAUGAUAACUUUAGGAUCUACAAGGCUAAAUUGAAAGCAGCUCAUGACAAGCAGAUCCUAAGGAAGAACUUUGAGCCAAAUCAAAAAGUGCAUCUUUAUGAUUCUCAGUUGCACCUUCAUCUAGGAAAGCUAAGGUCUAGAUGGACAGGGCCAUUUGUGGUGAAACAGGUUUUCCCUAAUGGUUCAGUUGAGAUUGAGGAUCCAAUUGAUGGGAGAAAUUUUUGAGUUAAUGGACAACGAUUGAAGCAGUAUGUGGAGCGAGUAGACCAACCUCAAGAGAGCACUCUCGUGACUCCAAUCUAUGAGGCAUAAUCAGGUUUUAUCUUUCCAGACUAUCAUUUGUUUUUCUCAUUUUCUUUUAGUAGUUUUUCUUUUAUUAGUUUUUUUUUUUUUAGGUUGCCUUCCCUAGUUGUUACAUUUUAGGGUUGCCUUUGUUUCUUUUAUGCUAGUGAAGACACUGUCUCAUUUAGGUUGGGGGUGGUAGCAUUGCAUGCACAUU